GUUCAUGGAGCUGCGCGUUCUGGAGAACAACAAGCGCUCCCGGCGGAACCUGGGGCUGGACUGCGACGAGCACUCGACSGAGUCGCGCUGCUGCCGGUACCCGCUGACCGUGGACUUCGAGGCGUUCGGCUGGGACUGGAUCAUCGCCCCGAAGCGCUACAAGGCCAACUACUGCUCGGGCCAGUGCGAGUACAUGUUCAUGCAGAAGUACCCGCACACGCACCUGGUGCAGCAGGCGAACCCGCGCGGCUCGGCCGGGCCCUGCUGCACGCCCACCAAGAUGUCGCCCAUCAACAUGCUCUACUUCAACGACAAGCAGCAGAUCAUCUACGGCAAGAUCCCCGGCAUGGUGGUGGAUCGCUGCGGCUGCUCCUAGAGCCGCCCUCCUUCCUCUUCCUCGUCCUUCCUCCCGCCGCGGAGCUGCCCCUCGGAGCGACCCCUCCCCUCUCUGCCCGCGCCGCCGCCGCACAGCUCCUCUUCGAAUUUUUU
This is a messenger RNA of Malurus melanocephalus (red-backed fairy wren), 489 nucleotides long. RefSeq names its product growth/differentiation factor 11. The transcript has a single exon. Gene Ontology annotation, cellular component: extracellular region. Gene Ontology annotation, biological process: SMAD protein signal transduction. Gene Ontology annotation, molecular function: cytokine activity; growth factor activity. The record is from RefSeq and is a predicted model, not a curated record. The coding region runs from base 5 to 376 and encodes 123 amino acids. NCBI's taxonomy places the organism in Eukaryota, Metazoa, Chordata, Aves, Passeriformes, Maluridae.